This is a messenger RNA of Seriola dumerili (greater amberjack), 1059 nucleotides long. It is a transcript of the gene ffar4, whose product is annotated as free fatty acid receptor 4. Gene Ontology annotation, biological process: G protein-coupled receptor signaling pathway. Gene Ontology annotation, molecular function: peptide binding; G protein-coupled receptor activity. NCBI's taxonomy places the organism in Eukaryota, Metazoa, Chordata, Actinopteri, Carangiformes, Carangidae. The transcript is spliced from 3 exons. The record is from RefSeq and is a predicted model, not a curated record. Bases 1 to 1059 code for a protein of 352 amino acids. Gene Ontology annotation, cellular component: membrane.
AUGGAUUUUGACCCUCACACUCACUUAAUCCACUUGAGAAACUUCACAUAUUUUUCCUUCUUCUCUGAGUUACACCACUCUGAUCAUGUAGUGGCUACCACUGUCGAGACCCUGGUUAUCUCCAUUGUCUUCCUGGUGUCCGUGGCAGCGAAUGCGGGAGCUGCAGCCUUGGUAACCUGGGAACGCCGACUGCUGGCCAACAAGACCAUCCUGACCCUCAACUUGUUUGUGGCCGACCUGCUGUUUGUCAGCAUGAUCCCACUGAUAGUGGCAGUGCGCUGGACCGUGUCCUGGAAGCUGGGGUUUAUGGCCUGUCGCACUGUGCUGUAUGUCAUCUGUAUGAGCGGCUGUGUCACCAUCACUACCCUGGCCUCCAUCAGUGUGGAGAGGGUCCAGGCAAUCCUACGGCUGCAGACGGUGCCCACCCUAAACCCCAGAAUGGUGACCGUCACCAUCGUCUUCAUCUGGGCCUUUUCUGCACUCACCACUUUACCCCUCAGUUUGUUCUUCACUGUGAUGGAAGUGGAUUUCCCUGAGCAAGAACGUGUACAUAUCUGUACUCUCAAGUGGCCUGACACAACUGGAGAGAUUGUGUGGAAUGUAUCCUUCAGCGCCCUGUGCUUCCUUCUCCCAGGACUCAUUAUUGUGGUCAGUUACAGCAAAAUAUUACAGAUCGCUAAGAGUUGUAGGCGAAGGCUCCGAACCCGAGACAGUCAGCCCCCAGUUGUUGAGUCUACUGAGUACCACGUCUCGCGCCAGGAUAUGAAGCUCUUCCGCACUCUUCUGGUCCUUGUGCUCUCUUUCUUAAUCAUGUGGAGCCCUAUUUUCAUCAACACCUUCCUCAUUCUCGCCAGAAACUUCCUGGGCCACCUGUACAUCUCCUCUACCAUGUUCUUCUGGGUGGUAACGUUCACACUGGCCAACUCAGCCCUCAAUCCCAUCCUCUACUCAGUCUGUCAGUUCAAGAACGCCUGGCGUAAGCUCUGCUGUGGCUCUGCUGUAGUGCCUCUGCGAAAAGAGCCUGGUGGCAGUGGUCAAAGGCGAGGGAUGCAUCCAUGA